GUGUGGGGGAUAUGUUGGCAGCUGCCCCACCAUGGCCUCCUGGGCUCUCCUGCUCCUUGCCUCGGUGCUCCUGGGCUCCUCAGAUCUGGCCUUUUCUAGCCUGACCCCUGAGUGCUACGACCUGGAGACGGCCAACCCAUGUGAUGGAGAGCAGCUGCACCAGGGCCUGGCCCUGGAGGACCCCCAGGGUAAGCUGCUGACCACAAGAGAGGAGCAGGGCAUCACUUGUUGGCUCUGCAAGAAGAUAAUCAAGCGCCUGCGGAGAAUUGUGGGAGAGCAGCCAAAUGAGGACACCGUCGCCCAGGCUGUGUCCCGGGUGUGCGACAAGCUGAAGCUGCUGAAAGGUGUCUGCAGGAGGACCAUGAAUAAAUUUCUUGGACGCAUCGCCCAGGACGUCACGGCUGGCAAAACCCCCCAUGACGUUUGUGUGGACAUUCUUAUAUGCAAGUCUUGAGCAGGUCCCUUGUGAGCCUCUGGGGCCUCUGGCUGCACCCUGAGGAGAAAGCACAAGAACUCCAGCCCUGGCAGCUGCUCCCUCCUUCCUAAAUCCAGAGCCAGCCUCCAGCUUCUCUCGUCUUCCUCCUCCAUUGCCUU
Messenger RNA from Pteronotus mesoamericanus, 594 nucleotides. RefSeq names its product granulysin (gene GNLY). The record is from RefSeq and is a predicted model, not a curated record. Gene Ontology annotation, biological process: killing of cells of another organism; antimicrobial humoral immune response mediated by antimicrobial peptide; defense response to bacterium. Bases 32 to 454 code for a protein of 140 amino acids. The transcript is spliced from 5 exons. Gene Ontology annotation, cellular component: cytolytic granule. Lineage: Eukaryota; Metazoa; Chordata; Mammalia; Chiroptera; Mormoopidae.